GCAGACUGUAACACACCAGCAUCUCCUCUGCUACAACUACAACUAAUACUCCACUUUACCACCAACCGCCGGAGGAUAUUUUAUAUUUUAUUUUCCUGUCCGACGUUUAAUGUGCUAAUUUGAAGAUGACGAGUAAAAUGAAGUUCGUUCGGUCUCUGAUGAAGACUGCAGUGAUGGCCAACGUGCCCAAACACAUCGAUCACUUCUCCAAGUUCUCCCCCUCUCCGCUCUCCAUGAAGCAGUUCUUGGAUUUCGGUUCAACCAAUGCCUGUGAACGCACAUCGUUUGUCUUCCUUCGCCAGGAGCUUCCUGUCCGUUUGUCCAACAUCAUGAAGGAGAUCAACCUGCUGCCGGACCGCCUGCUGGCCACGCCCUCCGUCCAGCUGCUCCAGAGCUGGUACAUCCAGAGCCUGGUGGAGAUCCUGGAGUUUCUGGACAAGAACCCCGACGACCACAGAGUCCUGGAGAUGUUUGUGGAGGUCUUGGAGUCCAUCAGGAACCGGCACAACGAUGUGGUCCCCACCAUGGCUCAGGGAAUCAUCGAGUACAAAGACGCUUUCGUCCAGCCGGACGCCGCCACUGACCACAACAUCCAGUACUUCCUGGACCGCUUCUACACCAGCCGCAUCUCCAUCCGCAUGCUCAUCAACCAGCACACUCUUAUCUUCAAUGGCAACUCAAACCCGGCCCACCCCAACACCAUUGGCUGUAUCGACUCCAUGUGUGACGUAACAGAGGUUGCUCGAGAUGCCUAUGAGAGUGCUAAGUUGCUGUGUGAGCAGUAUUACCUGGGGGCUCCAGAGCUGGAGCUGAGGCAGAUGAAUGCCAACAACAACAAAGAGCCCAUCCACAUCUCAUACAUCCCAUCUCACCUGUACCACAUGCUCUUUGAACUCUUCAAGAACGCCAUGAGAGCAACCAUUGAGAACCACGAGGCCAGCAGGACCCUCCCACCCAUUAAUGUCAUGGUCGCUCUCGGUGGAGAGGACCUGUCAAUCAAGAUGAGUGACAGAGGAGGUGGCGUUCCCUUCAGGAAGACAGAGCGUCUGUUCAGCUACAUGUACUCCACAGCUCCCAGACCCUCCACAGAAGACAGACACAGAGCCCCACUGGCAGGGUUUGGUUAUGGUCUGCCCAUCAGUCGUCUCUACACUCGCUACUUCCAGGGAGAUUUGCAGCUCUACUCUAUGGAGGGUCACGGCACUGACGCAGUCAUACACCUGAAGGCAUUGUCUACAGACUCAGUGGAAAGGUUGCCAGUUUUUAACAAGACCGCUUUGCGUCACUACAAGCUGACUUUGGAGGCAGACGAUUGGUGCAUCCCCUCCAAGGAGCCGCUGGACCUGGCCGCGUACCGCGUUGCCAAGUGAUUAAAUCAUGACUUAACAUGACAUUGUGGGACCAGAACUAUUAGACCAGCGGUGGUCGGGAGCCGGUGUGACCAAAAGUGUCUAAGGCGGUCAAAGAGAAGGCAGAGCGUCGGCGUCCCGAUCGUCUGGGAGCUUCCUUGAUUGGAGCGAGUGUCUUCCUCCUGUAUCUUCCUCUUUACACGUGUGCUAUUAAUAGAGAGAGAGAAGAUCAACGUUGACAUUCUGAGCCAAGAUGACUGAUGGAGUGGUAGAAGUCCAGAAAGAGAGAGCGAGAUGGAGAGGUGAACUGAAUGGAUGGCAGGGCUGAACAAUUUGAAGAAAAUAUCUAAUUGUGCACAUUAUCAGACCAAUAUUGGGAUCUACGAGCACAUUUCACCCAAACGUUAGUCACCUGUUCUCUUUAUUAAAGAUUAUUUAGGGUUCUUUUUGCUACAAGGAACACAACAUUUCUUCUUUGUGCGCCUGCUGUUACAACCCCCUCUCACUGUCAACUCAUCAAAUACCACCACUCAGUCAGUGGUGUCUGAUACAGACGCACAGGGGCACCCAUAAACAUCUGUAUGAGACGUGCAGGGCUUUUAACUAACUAACUCCAAUGUAAAACCAUCCACGUCAUUAUUAAACGGUCAGAGCAACUGACGUAGUAUAAAGAGCGAGAAAGUCCGUGUUGGGUGGGUGAGAGGUAUGAGAUGGAUGUGUCAAACAAACACAAACACACCCAGGAGACCGCCGUUUGUGUCCUGUGUGAAACCCAACUCGACGUUGACUCAUUUUACCUUCGUUUUGUUACGUAACUUACGCAUUUAACUAACGACAGUUAGGAAAAAACACAGUUAUUUUACAAACCAACAUAUUUUUCUUUCUAGUCUUCCGACCACUCAAAGCGCUUUGCACUACAUGCCAACAUACACUGAUGUCAGAGGCUGAGAGGUGAACCCUGCUCAUCAGGAUUUGGACUAAUGCUCAUUCACACACACUCACAUACCAAUGCGAUUUUGGGGUACAUUUGCCCAAGGACACUUCGACGUGCCGACUGGAGCGAGCCGAGGAUCGACCUGCUCUACUUCCCCGCGGUCGUUUCCUAAGCGUACUUUUGUUGCCCUAAACUUAAAGGAACAAUAUGUAGCACUGACAGCUACAUGUAGCGUUUAAAAUGGGUGACAGCUGUCCAAAUUAAAAAAAUUGAAGCCGUGGCCCGUCCGCUCCUCCGGUAUGACUAAAAGGAGCACACAAUUUCACAAUUUGAGGGUUACCUUCUAGACAUGACCGUGUUAGCCACUGGCCAGCAGCAGUAGUCGGAAUCACUUCACUGGCUGUGUGUCUCAAAUACUCGCUGCCUUGAUAACCCAGCUGCACACGGACCACAGAAAGAUGUGCCGAGGCUUUUCAGGUCGGGUAGAAUCGAACGUUAACGAUAUCUCAAAAACAGAUGUUCCGGACCGGAAUGGAAAUUUCAAAAUACUCGCUGUAGCAUUGUUGUCGGAGAAGCCAGUAUUUCAAUUUAGAAUGUUUCCUUAAUCUCUGAUGACAUAUCAUGGUAAUUUUUAGGAUUUAUUACAAUAAAUAUAUUACGGAUUGGUCCUUUAACCAAGUACUUUUGUUGCGUAAGUAAACCUGCACAGGAAGUUCAUUUUGAAAAGACACUGUAUGCAUGUAACGAGCGGAAAUUGACGCAUCCAAAACUGACGCUUGAGGAGUACCUAGAGCAUCAUAGUUUGAAGUGUAGGGCCGCUGACCAAGCUGACAUAUUUGACGAGUUGGGAGUGAGAUUGGGUUGGCUGUUAGUUUGGCUGAAUCCUUACUCUGCACUAUUACUGCCUGCAACUUGUGUUUGUUUUUUCUUUUGCUUGUCUUGUACAAAUAGAACAAAGUCAAUCCUCUCUUGAAUGAUGCUCAGUUACUGAUAGUAAACAAGGAUGAUUUGGUUAGAGAUUAGCAGGUACUGUAACAUUGUCUAAGGGUUAUGUAAACUCACAGUAAUGGUUAUCCAUUAAUCAGCCUUGAUAAACGUGUGGAAUGCGCUUUAAUCAGUUUGUUUUCGAAGACCUGUUAACGGGUCCAAACUGCAAUGAGUGUAUUUGAAAAAAAUUGACUGUUGUACUGCGUAUUGUGAUUCACCGUGUGCAUUUUGCAGAUACGUGUGUCCCAGACAUUGUGCUAUCGCAUCAUUUUGAAGUGUCUUUAUUGUAUAUUUGAAGUGAAAUGUUCAUAUUGGAUGACUUCUAUUUUUUUUUAUAAAGAAACGUUUGAAAAAUAAAUCGUCUUGAAAU
Sebastes umbrosus (honeycomb rockfish) is the source of this 3640-nucleotide messenger RNA. RefSeq names its product pyruvate dehydrogenase (acetyl-transferring) kinase isozyme 2, mitochondrial-like. Gene Ontology annotation, molecular function: pyruvate dehydrogenase (acetyl-transferring) kinase activity. Bases 126 to 1370 code for a protein of 414 amino acids. The record is from RefSeq and is a predicted model, not a curated record. Lineage: Eukaryota; Metazoa; Chordata; Actinopteri; Perciformes; Sebastidae. Gene Ontology annotation, cellular component: mitochondrion. The transcript has 11 exons. Gene Ontology annotation, biological process: regulation of glucose metabolic process; protein phosphorylation.